AUCAUCACUUCCUUAACAUUUUCGAUAAAAACACUUAUUUCCAUCUUCCUCUUCUGUUGGUCUACUAUUGUGGGGUACAAAGCCUUUCAUGAUUUUGUUCUACAAUUCUAGACCCUAUUUGACUUUCUUUCACCUUUGUCUCCUUCCUAAUAAGGGUGGAGGGCCCUGAAGAAACAAAUUGGUGUGGGGCAUUUUGUCUUGCAUGAAGUGAGGUUGUUUUAGGGUUUCUUUCUAUUAAAGUCAACUACUAAAUAAUGGAGAAAGAUAACGACUAUACGACACCAGGUUUCAACACACUUGACUACACACAAGAUCAACAACAAUAUGAACAACUUAUGAAGUAUCGAGUUGGCGAAACUUCGGGCGAAAACAACGGGAUGGUGGUGGAUAAUUACAUGCCUCAAACACAAACUGCUGGAGGUUUUUAUGGUGCAAAUAAUUCUUUUGAUAAAAUGAGUUUUGCAGAUGUGAUGCAGUUUGCAGCUUUAAACCGGGAAGAAUCUGAUCCGGUAUAUUUCAUGAAGUUUCCUGUCUUGAACAACAAGAUGGAAAAUGAAAACUUGAUUUUUAGUGGUGGUGAUGGGAUAGGAGAAAAUGAAUCAAGAGAUGAUCGUCAACAAGAUCAGUACGAAGAAAUAAAUCGAGUUUCUGAGGAGAACAACAACGUUUCGGUGCAAGUAGUACAAGAGAACAAUAAGAAGAGGAAGAGACCAAGAAGUGUUAAGACAAGUGAAGAAGUUGAGAGUCAAAGAAUGACUCACAUCGCAGUUGAAAGGAAUCGAAGGAAGCAAAUGAAUGAGCAUCUUCGUGUCCUUAGAUCUCUCAUGCCUGGUUCAUACGUCCAAAGGGGUGAUCAAGCUUCAAUAAUUGGGGGAGCAAUAGAGUUUGUGAGGGAAUUGGAACAACUUCUUCAAUGUUUAGAAUCACAAAAGAGAAGGAGAUUACUAGGAGAAGCACAAUCAAAACAAGUUGAGGAUUCAGCUCCAUUUUUUCCAGCAACUAAUUUACCAACAAAUGAUCAGAUGAAGCUAGUUGAGAUAGAAACUGGACUAGAAGAAGAAACAGCAGAGAGUAAGUCAUGUUUGGCUGAUGUAGAAGUGAAACUUCUUGGAUUUGAUGCAAUGAUUAAAAUCCUAUCAAAGAGAAGGCCAGGACAGUUGAUCAAGAUCAUUGCUGCUCUUGAAGAUAUGCAGCUUAUUAUCCUUCACACCAACAUCACCACCAUUGAACAAACGGUUCUUUAUUCAUUCAAUGUUAAGGUAGCUAGUGAUACAAGGUUCACAGCAGAAGAUAUAGCAAGCUCCGUUCAGCAGAUACUAAGUUUUAUUCAUGCAAACACCACCACCAUGUGAUUAUUAUUAAUAAGCUAUUAUAUGUGUCAAAAAAAGAAAUUAAUAAGUUAUUAUAUAUAUUGUUGUAUUUGUAUGAUACCUAUACUCUUGUCUUUAUAUUUAAUUUAAUGAUGAUAUAAUAAUAUAUAGAUAA
This is a messenger RNA of Trifolium pratense (red clover), 1485 nucleotides long. Its product is annotated as transcription factor FAMA. The record is from RefSeq and is a predicted model, not a curated record. Gene Ontology annotation, molecular function: protein dimerization activity; DNA-binding transcription factor activity. Gene Ontology annotation, biological process: stomatal complex development; guard cell differentiation; positive regulation of DNA-templated transcription. Lineage: Eukaryota; Viridiplantae; Streptophyta; Magnoliopsida; Fabales; Fabaceae. The transcript is spliced from 5 exons. The coding region runs from base 255 to 1352 and encodes 365 amino acids. Gene Ontology annotation, cellular component: nucleus.